This is a messenger RNA of Drosophila santomea, 7380 nucleotides long. RefSeq names its product transient receptor potential cation channel trpm (gene Trpm). The record is from RefSeq and is a predicted model, not a curated record. Gene Ontology annotation, cellular component: membrane. Gene Ontology annotation, biological process: monoatomic cation transmembrane transport; protein tetramerization. The transcript is spliced from 35 exons. Lineage: Eukaryota; Metazoa; Arthropoda; Insecta; Diptera; Drosophilidae. Bases 549 to 6455 code for a protein of 1968 amino acids. Gene Ontology annotation, molecular function: monoatomic cation channel activity.
CGUCUUUUUGAACCGUUAGCAAACAGCGGCCGCGGAGUGCAAUAAAACUAAGUAAGCUGUGCGUGUUUUAAAGUUCUACUCGCAGCGCUCGGCAAUUAAAAGUGAAAAAGUGGGAGUGCGCCCACAAGGUCACCGACAGCAGUCGUUUCACUUAGAUUGUUUACGCAAUAUACAGCCAACAAAAUUUUACGGAGACCGACAUAAUAACCAUUAAAGCAAUUACAACAAUUAUAAACAACAAUAUCGAAAUGAGCAAUACAAAACGCAUGAACUUGAACAACAAAUUUAAGCAUGCUUGAUCCAAUAUUCAGGCAUCCAGGUCUUAAUAGUGUCUACGAGAAAAGCCCCAAAAGCAAAAGCAAAAGCAACAGCACCAACAACAGCAACAUCUGCAUUUUCCCUCAUUCAGCAUCAACUAUACGCAGCGACAAGUAUUUCUGCUCCAGCGUUUUUCAUCUGGCCGCGUUUUCCGGCUCUUCUAAGUGUUUUCCCAGACCAUCAUCAACUAUUCCGCUCCGCUCCGUCGCCUUCGUCACCUCGAGCCACACAUGUUGGGUAAAUUCACAUCGAACCAUGUCCAGGUCUACCACCAGUACUCGCGACCUGUGCCCGUAAAGAAGCCCGUCAAGCACCAGCCGCGUAGUUGGAUCGAGACAAAUUUCCAGAAGCGCGAGUGCAUCAAAUUCAUACCAUGCCCAAAGGACGAUACAAAGUGCUGCUGCGGCCAGGCCCAGAUCACGCAUCAGACGAUACCUGGCAUCGAGAGUGGGUCGCCCGGAGACCUCUGGCUGCCCACGAAGCACACCCGCCCGCAGCCCACAGAUGCCUAUGGAACCAUCGAGUUCCAGGGCGGCGCACAUCCCACAAAGGCACAGUACGUUCGCCUGUCGUUCGACACGCGGCCGGAACUCCUGGUGCAGCUAUUCACCAAGGAAUGGAAUCUGGAAUUGCCAAAACUUUUGAUCACCGUGCAGGGCGGCAAGGCCAACUUUGAUUUGCAGGCCAAGCUGAAAAAGGAGAUACGCAAAGGACUGCUGAAGGCGGCCAAGACCACUGGAGCCUGGAUAUUCACCGGCGGCACAAACACCGGCGUCACCAAGCAGGUGGGCGAUGCCCUGCUCCUGGAGGGUCAGCAGCGGACAGGACGAGUGGUCAGCAUCGGCAUCGCCCCCUGGGGCAUCGUGGAGCGCAAUCACGAGCUGCUGGGCCACAACCGCGAAGUGCCCUGCCACAGCAUUAGUUCGCCCAGAUCCAAGCUGGCGGUGCUGAACAAUCGGCAUGCGUACUUUCUGCUGGUGGACAAUGGCACCCAGGCGAAGUAUGGCGCCGAACUGAUCCUGCGUCGCAAACUGGAGAAGUUUAUAUCCAACCUGAAGCUGCACCCAUCAAAGAAUCACUGGCUAAAAACAAACGUCACACAUUCCAGUACGCCCGUCGUCUGCCUGGUGAUCGAGGGCGGCACCAACACGAUACGUGCGGUGCUCGAGUACGUGACGGAUUCGCCGCCGGUUCCGGUGGUCGUAUGUGACGGAUCCGGGCGUGCCGCCGACCUGCUGGCCUUCGUCCACAAAUACGCUUCGGAUGGCGAGGAGCAGCCGGUGCUGGAGUCCAUGCGGGACUAUCUCAUCGGGACCAUACAGAAGACCUUCGAGGUGGGCCUGGACCAGUCCGAGAAGCUCUACCAGGAGCUGCUGCAGUGCACGCGAAACAAGAAUCUGAUUACCGUAUUUCGCAUACAGGAAAAGCCCGAGGGCGAGGCGCAGGAACUGGAUCAGACCAUCCUAACGGCCCUCUUCAAGUCGCAGCAUCUGAGUCCGCCGGAGCAAUUGAGUCUCGCCCUGACGUGGAACCGGGUGGACAUAGCGCGCAGCGAGAUAUUCGUCUACGGCCAGGAAUGGCCAAAUGGCGCCCUGGACGAGGCCAUGAUGCAGGCGCUGGAGCACGAUAGAAUCGAUUUUGUCAAAUUACUCCUGGAGAAUGGCGUUUCGAUGAAGAAAUUUUUGACAAUACCGCGCCUCGAGGAGCUCUACAAUACCAAACACGGUCCGGCCAACACGCUGGGCUACAUCCUGCGCGAUGUCCGACCGCACAUACCCAAGGGCUACAUUUACACGCUCCACGACAUCGGCCUGGUGAUCAAUAAACUAAUGGGCGGCGCAUAUCGAUCCUAUUACACGCGCCGCAAAUUCCGGCCCAUCUACGCCAAGGUUAUGAACAGCUAUGCAAAUGCCUGCCGCAAGUCGUCCACCUACCAAUAUCAGCGUUAUGCCGGAGCCAAUUCGCUGAGCCUGGUCACCGGCCUGCUGCCCUUCACCUCGGAAAUGGCCCUCUUCGAGUUUCCAUUCAAUGAGUUGCUGAUUUGGGCCGUGCUGACCAAGCGACAGCAGAUGGCGCUGCUCAUGUGGACACAUGGCGAGGAGGCAUUGGCCAAGUCACUCGUAUCCUGCAAACUGUACAAGGCCAUGGCUCACGAAGCGGCCGAGGAUGACUUAGACACGGAAAUCUACGAGGAGUUGCGCUCCUACGCCAAAGAGUUCGAGAGCAAAGGCAACAAGCUGCUGGACUUCAGUUACCGACAGGAUGCGGAGAAGGCGCAAAGACUGCUGACCUGCGAGCUGCACUCCUGGUCAAAUCAGAGCUGCCUUUCGCUGGCUGUGGCGGCCAACCAUCGUGCCCUCCUCGCUCAUCCCUGUAGCCAGGUGAUCCUGGCGGAUCUGUGGAUGGGUGGACUGCGAACCCGCAAGAAUACCAACUUCAAGGUCAUCUUGGGCUUGGCGAUGCCAUUGUACAUCAGGCAGCUUGACUUCAAGUCGAAGGAGGAGCUGCAGCAGAUGCCGCAGACAGAGGAGGAGCAUCUGGAGAACCAGAACCUGGACAAUGACGACUCGGAUCGUUCGCAGCCGGAUGCCGAGGCUCUAUUGGCGGACUCUUACUCAGUGCGCGAUACAAAAGUACACGAAAAUGGCAAAGUUAAUCUCACUGCUGGAGCGGAAGAACAGCCCUCCAAAGUCUCACUCACCGACUCAGAUCCCGCCCAAUUUCGAGAGUUCUUCAAUCUUUCCGAGUACAAUGAGGUGAAACAGCACCAGCCGCUGCGCCUGAAAAAGAAGUUCUACGAGUUCUACACGGCACCCAUCACCAAGUUCUGGGCGGAUUCGAUUGCCUAUAUGUUCUUUCUCAUCAUGUUCUCAUUCACUGUGCUGGUGAAGAUGGAGAAUAUGCCGCGGUGGCAGGAGUGGUACUCAAUAGCAUAUAUCACAACGCUGGGCUUCGAAAAGGUGCGCGAAAUAAUAUCCUCCGAACCGGUGGCCAUUACGCAUAAGUUCUCGGUGUGGGCGUGGAAUAUGUGGAAUCCGUGCGACGGAGCAGCCAUUAUACUCUUUGUCAUCGGUUUGGCAUUUCGAUUCCGGCCGAAUACGAUGGAUAUUGGACGAGUUAUCUACUGUGUGGACAGCAUAUACUGGUACCUGCGAAUACUGAACAUUCUUGGCGUGAAUAAAUAUCUGGGACCCCUGGUCACUAUGAUGGGUAAAAUGGUGAAAAACAUGAUUUACUUCGUGGUCCUUUUGGCUGUCGUGUUGAUGAGCUUUGGUGUCAGCAGACAAGCGAUUCUCUUCCCCGAUAAACAACCCACCUGGAGUCUCAUCAAGGAGGUCAUCUUCCAGCCCUACUUCAUGCUGUACGGCGAGGUGUUCGCCGGCGAUAUCGACCCUCCCUGCGGCGAGGAUCCCAGCCAGCCGGGCUGCGUCACUGGCCAUUGGGUAACGCCGAUAACCAUGUCCAUGUACCUCUUGAUUGCCAAUAUUCUGCUGAUAAAUCUGCUCAUCGCCGUGUUCAACAAUAUCUUCAACGAGGUCAACUCGGUUUCGCAUCAGGUGUGGAUGUUCCAGCGGUUCACCGUGGUGAUGGAGUACCAGCAGAAGCCCGUCCUGCCGCCGCCCUUCAUCGCGCUGUGCCACUUCUACUCGCUGCUCAAGUACUGUGUGCGGAAGGCGAAAGGAUUGGAGGUGCAGCGGGACAAUGGUCUCAAACUGUUCCUGGAAAAGGACGACCUGGAGCGGCUGUACGACUUCGAGGAGGAGUGCGUCGAGGGCUUCUUCCACGAACAGGAAAUCAUCCUCAAUCAGUCGACGGACGAGCGGGUGAAGAACACCACGGAGCGAGUGGAGACCAUGUCUCAGAAAAUCGAGGACAUCAAUCAGAAGGAAAACAUACAAACGGCCACCGUUCAGAACAUCGAGUUCCGAUUGCGAAAGAUGGAGGAAUCCUCGGAGCAGAUACUCUCGCAUUUGGCCGUCAUACAUCGCUUCAUGUCGACACACACGGCUGGUGCGGAUGAUUUGCGCGGCUCGACGAUUAACAUUCCCGGAGAGAUGCAGCGCAUGCGCACCAUCUCCAUUUCGGACACGGAGGGCGGCGGAGGAAAUGGUGCUGGUGGUGGCAGUGGUGGUGGUGGUGGUGGUGUUGGAGGAGCCAUCGUUCCACUUGGUCUGGGUGCCGGUCUGAAUUUGAAUUCGCUCCAGGUCACAACCCGGCGCCGCUUUAACCGUUCGCUGACCGAGGUCCGCCCUGAUGCCUACAUCUUCGAUGAGGGCACGCACUUUGAGGUGGUGCCUCUGCCGGAGGAACCGGACGAAGUGGUCAAGUCCCGCGAGGCCCUCAACGAGCAGGUGGUCCGCAAGGCGUCGAUGCAGUCGGAGGUGGACUCGGACAUCUACAUUCCAGUGUCGCAGCGUCCAUCGACCUGUGAGACGGUUAAACGGACUCCAUACGUGACGGUGCGCCAGGAUACGGGUGCCAGCACGGAGAGCAAGGACACUCUGACGCCCAUGGGCAACAACGACGAUGACCAAACGCUCGUCGGAGGCGACAACUCUGAUGAUGCGACGCCAGACAUCAACUUUGAGGCUGCCAGACAUCGAGCACUGCGACAGCGCACGGUAUCCCUGUGUCGCCGCAACUCGGAAACGUACUCCUUAACCGGAGCGGACAUAAACCGGUCGCACAUCAGCCUCAACCAGUUGGCCUCGUUGUCCCGCCGCCAGAUGAGCCUCACUCAAUCGGAACCGGACAGCGACAAGGAUACGCCCGUGGGCCAGGGAUCCGCACAUCCGGGUAAAUCAGUAUUGCAUGCGAAACCCUCCAGAAAUAUCUUGCUGAAACUGCACAGCGAGUACACCUCGAUCACGGACGAGCUGGAGAGCGUCUGCCACAUGAUUGCAUCGCCCACGGUAUCCCUGCCAAGUAACAAAGCUUCUUUGGACCGGCCCAAAACAGAAAUGUCGCGGGCUGAAGCUGCGGCUUUGCUGGAGAAGAAGCAUCUGAAGGAGUGCGAAGAGAACGACUACAUGAUCCUAGAGGGACUGAUCGAGUCCCGCGGCUCAAUAGAUGCCAGCGCCCAGGGAUUCGAGAUUGGCGUAUCCAUAGACUACAGCCAUCGCUACCCGCUGCGCCGAGAGACCGCCGUGGAGCUGUCACCUUCGAAGCCCUCGGUGGAUGGUGACCUGAUGGGCGGUGGUGGAGGUGGCGGUGCCGGCGGAGGCGAUAGUAGCGAUACCAGCGGGGCCGGUAGCUGCGGUGCCAUGGCCGGUAUCUCGAGCGGCUUUCAAUUGAAGAACGAGCGACCCUGGCAGCGCAACUCCUCGAUGGAGCAGCAAACGUAUCCCUCACCGUUGGUGCCCACACGGGCCACCAGUGACUUCCUUAAUCCGCCGUACGAGGGUCGGCUGUUCAAGAAGUCCAGUGAGAGUCUGCAGAAGAACUCCAGCACGGAAACGGACUACUCGGCGCAUCCGUACCGCUUUAUCAAGCAGAGCUCCAACGAGACAAACACUUCGCUGACGGGCUCCUAUAAUGUGGACACACCCUCGCUGACGGCGGAGCCCUCGUUGGACGCCGGCGACUCGCACUCGGCGACGGGAAUUAGCAUUAGCGUUGGCGCUGUGGGCGGCACUGCCACGGCGCGUUACCAGCCCAUCCGUACCGCCUCGGUAGGCGCUGCCGAUGGCAGGCGUUUGCGAGAGGAGAGCUCUAGUUCGCUGGAUCUCAGCUCGUCGGGGCCAGUGACGAUGCAGGCAGCGCCGGCACCGCCAGUGCGUCCGAUGCUGCUAAAGAAACAGUUUAGCGUCGACCAGGGCAAGCCGUCUCAGCCGUCUCAGCCGUCCGCCGAGGCUGUGCCUCAGACACCGGAGGCGGCCCAGGCUGGUCAGGCCAAACUGAUUUCCACGCUCAAGCCGCAGCCCUUUGCGAGCAAGCUGGGCAUGAAUGUGCUGAAGGAGAGCAGCUCCAGCACGGACGAGUCCGUCGGCUCGUCAGCCAAGAGCAGCAAUCCAGCGCUAUCCAUACCCCAGAUCAGCACCCACCUGGUGCAGGACGAGAUCGCCAAACUAUCGUCGAACAUCAAGAGCAGCACCGAAUCGGAAAAGGAUCCGCCGUUCAACGAGACAAUGUGUUAGCAAAGUGGUAGGUCUAGGCCCAUGAAACGUGUGUGUCACACACUGCGCUCAAUGGGGAAACUAGUCAUAGCAGUGGGGUGAUAAGUAAGUUGAUGAACUAGCGUUGGGAUCUGGGAAACAGAUAUCAGAGAUUAUGCAUAUUUAUUCGAGGGGUCGCCAGUUAAGUACGUGUUAAUGAUUUUGACAAUACAUAGUUCACAAGUUCUCUGUAUUUUUAUACAAGUAUUUAUUUAGAAAGCCUCAUUGUUAUUGUACACUAUUAGGGCAGUCGCAUAGAAUAUCUGUUUUAGUUUGAUGUCAAUACAAUAGGUACCACCAAAAAAUAUGCAUAUUGAAACGCCUGCGUUAUGCGGUGCACAUAUUCACAUACUCGGUACUUUUACAAACUCCUAGGUGUAGUCAGCCAUACAUAUUGCAACGUUGCAAGCAACUUUCACACAGACAUAUCUAAAAGCAACCACUCUACUUUAUCCAAGCCUAUCAUGAGCACUUACCUCAGCUCAAUUAGAAACCUAUCGCAGCAUAUGUAUGUACUUAUACCUGUCCCUGUCGAAGUUCCUCACUACGAUAUGUACUGGUUGGCAAUGUGUGUUAUCAUAUGUGUACGAGUAUAACGUCUUCUUAGAUAGUACAUUUUACUUGCUUAUCUGGGGGAAAUUCGUGUGUUUUGUGUGCAACUGCCUUUUUCGGCGGCAUAGAUACUAUUGUAUAUACAUAGACUAAAUGUUAUAGGUAUGUUAAAAGAUCGCUAAAAUUGUUCAUGUUUGGCCAGUGUGUGCUAGUAAUUUAGAUUAGAUUUUUAAAUAUUUUCAAGGAUUAAGAAUAACAAUGCAUUUUAAUAAAAUAUUUAUGAUUGUACUUAUUUAUGUUAAGAAUUGUACGUUAUUUUUAUUGAAAUAAAUUAUUAACAAUUUAAAAUUGGAAA